Diutina rugosa is the source of this 3867-nucleotide messenger RNA. It is a transcript of the gene RAX2, whose product is annotated as Rax2p. Gene Ontology annotation, biological process: cellular bud site selection; positive regulation of establishment of bipolar cell polarity regulating cell shape. NCBI's taxonomy places the organism in Eukaryota, Fungi, Ascomycota, Pichiomycetes, Serinales, Debaryomycetaceae. The coding region runs from base 1 to 3867 and encodes 1288 amino acids. The transcript has a single exon. The record is from RefSeq and is a predicted model, not a curated record. Gene Ontology annotation, cellular component: cellular bud neck; plasma membrane of growing cell tip; cellular bud scar.
AUGUGGGGGCUUCUACUAGCAACGGCGGUGGCUGUUGUCGGGGCCGCCGACCCAGGCACCCCGGUGGACCACCCCGAGCUCAAGUUCGACGACAUCGGCGGCCGGCUCGGCCUCUUUGGCGACUACGACUCCCUUUCCAAGUAUACGUUUGUGGGCGAGACUGGCGACCAGCAGAGCGAUAAUGGUGACAAGUUAUUUUCGUUUGACGACCAAGAGAGAAAGCUGGUCCCCGUGGGCCUGUUUAACGGCAUCGUAUCGCAGAUGGAACCCCUCAACGACCACCAGGUGGUUGUCAACGGUAAUAUCACCAAAGUUGGCGACCAGGACGUACAACUGCCGUUCAUAUUUGACGUGAGUGACCGCUCAGUGCUGCCAAUAGCUCCACAGUCCUCAGGAAAACGAGAUAAUAACCAGCUUAAUGGUGAUAUCCACACGAUGUUGGUUGACGGUACCCUCAUAUAUUUGGGGGGCCAGUUUGAGUUUAACGGGUCUCACGGGGCUGCUGUCUACGACACUGAGUCCAAACUGCUUCUGCUGUUACCGUUCCGCGGGUUUGGCGAAAAUGGUACUGUUAACGCCAUCACCAGAAUCCCUAAUAACGACGGACUGCUGGGACUGAUUGUGUUUGGCGGCAACUUCAACACGUUGGGGUUCCCCGAGCUUUUAGCUCGAAACAUCACCACCAACACCACCACCAAUACCACCAACUCGCUGCUUGUGACGGUGGAACAGAGUGUACCUAUUGCCAACGGUAAAAUUACUCUGAACGGCCAGGGCGAUCCUAACGCUCUUGUGUGUCCUCUGGACGAUGAAACAUGGCACACCAACCCUGGCCAAGGAGCUGAGUGGUCGGUGGAACUCCCCGGUGGCAUCCAGGGAACGAUGCCCACUAAGAUUCGGUUGACGAUGCCUCAAGGCGAAAACCAGGUCAACUUGUUCCGUAUCUACACUUUCCCCAGUAACGGGAUCAUGAACCUCUCCUACGUCGACCCAUACGACAAUACGGUGAAAUACUGUGACGCGUGGUGUCCGCUUUCGGCGUUGGCUCAGCUUCAAAACUCCACCAACAAUAACAAGGAUACCAACAACACCGACGACCGCGCCUAUAUCAGCAAUGACGGCUCCUACAACUUAUACCAGGAUGAUCUGCAGGUGCAAACAUUGGGCUACGGCAGCAACUGGCAAGAGUUCCUGUUUGUCAAUAAUAUCGGCGUGUCUCGUCUUACCGUCACAGUGCUUGGCUGGACAGGAGAGUACGGUGCGUUAUCGGGAAUCCAGCUUUAUCUGAACACGAUUCUGGCCUAUGCCAAUAAUGAGCUUAAUACCCCGAACUGUGCCGGUGCCGCGGGGACCAACCAGCUGCUGCUGUCGACGGAGGGCCAGUGGACGGACGUGCUGCAACUUGCACCCAACCCCAACGCGCUCUCGUCGCAGAAUUACCUUGUUAGUGAACUGAGCGAUGCCAAACUCAGCAUGACUCCCAAUAUCCAGUAUCUGGGUGACUACCAGCUCAACUUCUACACCCCCGGGUGUGUGGCUGAUGGGCUGUGCCAGCGUCGGGGUAUUGUCAACGUGAACUUGGUCGACGAAGGACUGAACCAAGUAUUGGCCAGCCACCAGGUGUGGCAGAAUAACGACUACGACAAGUUCGACUACUUGUACAAUGGUCAUCUUGACGGCGCCGUUCAGGGAGGUAAGGGCUAUCGGAUUGAUGUAUCCUACCAGGGUCAAAUCAUCCCUGAUACUCAACCGUAUAUCGUUGCUGAUAAAGCGCUGGCCAUCAUUGUCAAAUUGGACAACACGACCAAUAUUACCAACUCGACCAAGACGAAUACUACUACCAAGCUGAAAAUGGAGUACGUGCGUUUGAACGGGUUGUUUGAAUACCUGCUUAAGAACUUCUCCCUGUUUGACGUCAACGAAGUCAACAAGACUAACAGCACCAUUUAUGUGGGCAACUCGCUGAUUAACCAGUUCUCUGCGUCUCUCGGAGAACCGGCAAACAUCACCGAGCUUGUGUUUGGUCCUGAAGGUACCAUUGUUGUGCUUGGCCGUAUGGAGAACGUAACCGAUAUCGUGCUGCUUAAAGUCACUGGCUAUAACUCUACCGGAGCCGGGAUCACCAAUUUGGGGUCUAACUUAUUGGCUAAAAGAGAUAUUCAGGGGGUAAAGUUUCUGCAAUCUCCCACUAAGGCGUUUGUCUACGACAAGUACUGGAUCUUUUGCGGCAACUUCACCACCAACAACAACUUGAAAAACGUCGCUGUAUUCGACACUAGCGUCCACAACUGGUACACCAUCAACCAGGACGGACAGCGUCCGUGGACUCAGUUCACCAAUACCACCAUUGAUGGCACCUUGUACUGGGUGUUUUCCGAUAAUGAUGGCUACUACCUGAUGAAAGUGUCUGAUUGGGAGCUGACUCACGGCAAGCGAGACACCGCGCCAAGCUACGACUUGAAAAUCCGCCAGGCCGCCCACUUAUCGGAUACCCAACAGGUGCUUGGUGGCUCGCUGUUUGGCGUCAUGGACUACUAUGGAAUUGACCAGGCGUACAUUGAUGCCUCGUCGAAUUUCACGAGCUACCCGGGGCUUACCAUCUCGCUGGGGGUAGUGACUCGUUCGUUCUACAUCAACGACCUGGUGUCGGUGAUUGGCGGCCAUUUCUCAACGGAUCAAGGCCUCGACAACGUGGCGUUUGUUAGCAAUAGCCUGGUCGACGGGCUUCAAGGUGUCAAGGAAUGGGGAACAGAUACUCACGUGCAAACGUUGUACGUUACCGAUGACGAGGAGUUGCUUUUCAUGGGCAUCAACGGAACUCUCACCGUUUCCGAUAAGAAAUUCAACCCGGGGCUCGUCAUCUACGGGUUGAAGAAUCACCUGUUCACGCUGUUCCAGCCGUCGGAGUUGACUAAUGACAACUACUUUAUCCUGGUGAAUUCGAUCGUUCUGUACAAGAACAAAGUGCUUGUGGGAGGUAAUUUUACUCUGGCAGGGCUGUUGGACUGCAUUGGGUUGUGUGUCUACGAUACCAGUGCUACGCGAUGGGUAAGUCCCAGAGCCAAUGGACUGGAGGUGGAAGGAAUAGUUCACGAUAUCAGAUUCUUCUCCGCCAACAAAGUGUUCAUUGCAGGUGCUCUCAAGCUUGAUGGACGCAAUGUCAAUUUUGUCACUUAUGACUUGGACGCACUGACGUUCCUGCUCCCCGAUGAUGACGGUAAGCUCAACCUGUUGGGCACAGACAAAACGGUGCGUAAGUUCAUCGUCAACGAUGCUAAAAACACCGACUUAGAUGGACGUAUGGUGGCGUUUGGUGACGAUUUCGUCCUGGGCUACGACGGCAAGUCGUGGAAGCUGAUUGACAGUGAGUUUGGUUCUGACCCACAAUUCCUGGAUCUCAAAUUGAUCGACUUAAAGGAAGCUAAUAAGAACUAUAACGGUGAGUUAUUUGACUCGUCAUAUGUGCUUGGGCUUUCGGGUCGUUUUUCGCUCAAGGACUAUGGUACGGUGCUGUUGGCAUUGUACAAUGGCUCGCUGUGGAUCCCUUAUGUUUAUGGCCUCAAAAAUGGUACUGCAGGACUGAUUCUGUCGUUGCUUCUAGACGACCGGUUCUCGUACCUUUCCCCCAAACUCAUGCCUCAAGUGGGCAAGUUACUGGUGGGCAAAGUUGUAGGUAUCUCGCUUGCGUGUGCCAUUGGACUGACGGCUCUCCUCGGCCUUCUCUGGUUGAUUCCCUACAUCCUCUUAUUCCGCAAACAACUCGACGGGAACUACUACCCAGAACGAGUGGACGAAAAGGAAAUGAUGGAGGCGGUGAACCCCGACGACUUACUCCACGAAAUUGACCUUCAACGUAACGGGUCGUAA